AUGGAGAGGCUGAGAGGAUGUUUUGGGAUCAGGACUAGACGAAGACGUCACAGGAACGGUGGCAGAGAGACGGGGUCUGAGACUCUUGCCACCUCUGCCGCCGUCGUGACUUCCUUGUUGAAGAAGCUGCAAGACAGAGAGGGUGAGCGAGCGGAGACUUACCGCCGCCUCGAGCACGUCUUGCAAGGAGAUGACACCCGUCUGCGGAGCGGCGUUGUCAACCGAGUGCUCGCAGAGGUGUCUGGAGACAUGAAGGCAGCCCAGGGCGCGAUGACCGAAGUGACAGCAGCUGCUGGUGACGUCCUGGUGGCUCUGGCUCGUUCCCACUUCGAGUUUGUGAUGUCCGAGCUCCAGGGCCACCUGAAGAGCAUGAGGGGAGGAGCAUGCCAGGAGUUUGUGCUCAGCACCUUGAGCAAACUGGCCAGCAGCUAUGCCCUGCGGUGCAUCCCCUUCGCCCAAAUGACGCUCGCUGCUCUGCACGCCGUGCUGAGCCACGUGGAGAGCAGCCGGAUCCUGCGCGCCAUCUGCAGUGUGCUGGAGCAGUGGUCGAGGGCGAUCAACGCUUACUUCAAUGCCUGGGAGCAGUGCCCCUUCCCUCGCAUCGGGGAGGCGCAGCUCUGCGAGCAGGUGUACGACCUGUUCUGCCACGCGGUGGGAAACUGGCUGGGCCGUGACGAGGAGGAGGAGGACAAGCAGGCCGUCUUGGGAGCAGUGGCUGCUAUGAUGGCCGUCGUCCUCCGUGAUGCACAGCACCAGGACAACGUGUGGAAGCAGGUCUUCCGGCACCUGCAGCGGUACCAGGAGCUCCAGGAGACUUGCCGGGUGAUAGAGAGCCUCUGUUAUUUCCUGACGACCUUGGAGGAACUUCACGCUGUCAUCCCCCAGGACAAGCUCCGUGCCAUCGCCAUCGCUGCUGCUGUGCACCACCAGAUUGUGGAGGAGGCCAGGCAGCACAGCGCAGGCCACAAAGAAGAACUGAGGCAGUGCAUUGUGCUUCAAGCUCGAAUCUGCCCGGAGGAGACAAUCAUGUUCCUGCUGUCCCACCUGAGCAGCGAGGACGAGGGCACCCGCAGGACAGCGCUGACUCUGCUGGGAGCUGUGGCACGCACUGACGAGCCUGCAGUGAGAGAGAAGCUGCCCCUAAUGGUAGAGGCCGUGCAGCCCUUGUUCAUUGAGGCCAGCACCCAGGCAGUAGAAGACCUCCAAGAAGAAAGAGACCUUCGGGCCCAGUGCAUAGAUGUCCUGGAGUCUCUGGAUGUCUCCGUUGGAGGCAUGACCCAACUCUUGUGGCCACGGCUCCUGCAGUACAUGGUGCCGGCCCAGUACUGCGGCCUGCUGCUCCCGCUGUCCCGCUGUCUCCAAGCCGUGAUCGAGAGACAGAAGCAAACAGAAGGGCAAGAGGACAGCGAGAAGCCUGAUGCUGCCCAGGGGCAAGACAAGACGCCCACGCCACAGGCGCUCCUGGUUCAGCUGCUGGUGGUGGCGGCUUCUGCUGGGUGCGGAGAAUGCGGGGCCGCUGCCCUACAGCUGCUGCAGGCCCUGCAGAGCAGGAUCCACAGAUCCCUGAGGGACCUGUGGCCCAUGCGCAUCCCCCGCAUGCUGCAGUACCUGGAAGAGCAUCCAGAGGGCUCCCUGGACUCCGAAGAGUGGCAGUGCUAUCUGCUUAAGUUCCUGACGGAGUCAGCGGAGGAGAUGCAGGAGGACCAGCCAUGGAUCGUGUGCCUGAGCCGGGAGCUGAGCCAGCAGCUGAGCAGCUCCUCCAGCAGCGAGGAGGACAAGGAGUUCCUGUACCGGGCUCUCGGCACGGUGCUGGCCUCUUGUCGGCGGCUCACCCACGUCCAAGGGCAGCUGCUGAAAUACUUGAAAGAAACGGAUGCCACCAGGCCGUGUGACAAACAGGGAAUAGCUUCCGUGGUCUCCUACGCUGCUGAGCGCCACUUCUACGUGGCCCUGGAUGCAAUGAGCAUGGUCCGCAAGGCGCUCAUCAAAUUCGGCAGACGGCAAAGGCUGCCGGACAGGGAGCGGAGACUUCAGGCCACACGGGCUGCAGUCAUGCUUACCUAUGGCAAGAUUGCACUGCGUGCGCCCAAGGCAGAACUGCUGGACUGCGUGGAGAAAUGCAUCCUGGCCAACAUCCUGGAGCUCUUCCAUGCCUGCAGAACAAAGGAGCUGCAGCACAAGCUCGCCCUGGUGAACAGUAUCCAGGAGGUCACCCGUGCCAUCCAGGUUGUGGACACCAAGCAGAGAUUCAGGCUCUGCAGGAAGCCGGAGGUGCUGAACGUCCUGCUGGACCUGAUGAGGGAGGAUGGCUGCGACAGCCCUGUGUCCCGAGUGCAUCUCAAGGUGCUUCGGCUGCUGGAGCAGUUGAGCAAGCUGGAGCCUCGCGUGGACUGGGAGAAGAGGUGCUCCCAGGUGGCCGUGUGCUGCUGGAGAGUCCUGUCGUGCCCUCCUGCGGACACAGAGCUGCAGCCUCUGCAAGCGUCGUGUGAGGAAGCUCUGGGCCAGCUGAUGUCAGCCUUCCUCCAAGCGGAAGGCACCUCCCGCGCCUUCGCGGACAUGGUCUCGGUCUUGCUGCACCAACUCACCUCAAGGAACGCGUGGCAGCAAGGGAGGGCCCUGCAGCUCUGCGCCCAGCUGCUGGGCACUUACGAAGAGGUCUUCAAGUGCUCGAGGGAACUCGCCUGCUCGGGCUUCGGCUCCUUGCUCGGUGUGCUGGGGCCUCUGCUGAGCGACUCCCAGGCCGCGUCCCGGCGGAGGGCAGGGGCCUGCCUCAGCUGCCUUCUCCGGAUCCAAGCUUGUGGCCUGGCGAGGGCUCGGAGAGUGGUGCUCCAAGUGCCCCACUUGCAUCAGGGCAUCAGGGAUCUGUGUGAGAGGCUGGACACCGUGGAGGACGGGCCUCUGCGUGAGGACCGUGCCGAAAUAGCGAAGGAUGUUUGCCAGUACCUCCCCCAGGGACAGGCCAGGAGCUUCAUGGACUCCAUCACGAAGACCUUCUCGUGCACUAACCAGGAGCGUGCACGAGCAGCUGGCGACUGGCUGAUCGCAUUCCUGGAGACACGCGGAAACGAAAUAUACCCAGAGGUGCCUGAAUUCAUGAAGAUCCUGUGGGAGGCCAGGCGCACCGUGCAGCAGAGCCCCCUCAAGGACCUCUUCUUCAAGGCACUCUGUCUCCUGGCCGGCUUCCGCAGCCAGGCUGUGGUGGACACCCUCCUCCAGACAGAAUCGCCCUCAGAGAGAGACGUGGUGCAGCUCUGGAGGAGCCUGGGCAGCAGCGACCUCGGGCCUAAGGUGCUGUAUCACUUAAUUUGGAGACUGAACGAGGCAUCUGAAGCCAGGUGUCGGCUCACGGUUGCUGCUCAACCGCUGGAUCCUUUCAAGGUAUGCUCGUCGGCAGGAGCAUCUCUACAGCUUCCCACCUGCUUUCUCACUUAG
Molecule: messenger RNA, 3432 nt
Organism: Anas platyrhynchos (mallard)
Lineage: Eukaryota; Metazoa; Chordata; Aves; Anseriformes; Anatidae
Source: RefSeq, a predicted model, not a curated record